Messenger RNA from Lasiodiplodia theobromae, 441 nucleotides. RefSeq lists its product as uncharacterized. Bases 1 to 441 code for a protein of 146 amino acids. NCBI's taxonomy places the organism in Eukaryota, Fungi, Ascomycota, Dothideomycetes, Botryosphaeriales, Botryosphaeriaceae. The record is from RefSeq and is a predicted model, not a curated record. The transcript has a single exon.
AUGUUCGCCUCCAAGAUCGUCAUGGCUGCCAUCGCCCUCGGUGCCGUUAGCUUCGCCGCCCCCGUCGAGAAGCGCGAGGCCCAGGUCCUUGCCCCUCCCCCGGCUAUGCUCGGCCCUCUCGGCCUGAAGAGCAUCACGUCUACCAUCGAUGCCCAGGCCACCGUCAGCACCGCCACCGGCGCCGUUAACUCGGUCGUCUCCUCUGUCGCCGCUUCCAACAUCGUCUCCGUUCCGACUACCCUCGUGUCAGCUGCCAACACCAAGCUGGCCAGCCAGUCCCCGUCCAGCUCCCAGGCUGCCAACCCCCAGGCCACCAGCUCUACUGCCACUAGCUCCCAGGCCACCAGCACUGUCAAGGUCACCAUCAAGACCAAGUCUGCUAAGGUCGCCAAGAAGACCACCAACGCCGCCGCCGACGCCGCCGCCACUGCGUCCGCCUAG